Molecule: messenger RNA, 1248 nt
Organism: Thalassophryne amazonica
Lineage: Eukaryota; Metazoa; Chordata; Actinopteri; Batrachoidiformes; Batrachoididae
Product: adhesion G-protein coupled receptor G2-like
Exons: 9
Coding region: 73-1248 (391 amino acids)
Biological process (GO): adenylate cyclase-activating G protein-coupled receptor signaling pathway; cell surface receptor signaling pathway
Cellular component (GO): membrane
Molecular function (GO): G protein-coupled receptor activity
Source: RefSeq, a predicted model, not a curated record
UCAGAAGCAAUUGAAAAGUCGUUUUUUUCCAACAACCUUUCAGCUUUUGUAGCUGCUUUCCGAUUCUUCAAUAUGGCUAAGGAUGAGUUAAACAGUGGUCUUUUAGGCAAUGAGGUCAUAGCAGUUGAAAUGGGAGCCAGUAUCACCAAUCUGACAGACAGCAUUUCUAUCAAAUAUCACAAGAUCAAACAGAAAGGAAUUCCAUCCUGUUGCUCAUGGAAUGGCGAAGGACAUCUGCCAGUCUGGACUAAUAGCGGAUGUGAAACAAUAACAGACGGGGACAAUAUUACCUGCAAUUGCUCACAUUUGACGUUUUUUGCUGUCCUAAUGGCUCCCCUCAACAUCACCAUGUCCACCUCUGACUUGACCACACUCACCACCAUCACACAAAUUGGCUGUGGCUUGUCCAUGUUCUUCCUCAGCGUAGUACUGUUUAUGCACUUUCUUAUAAGGAGGGCCAAAGCCACUGCAGCCACACACUUCCUCAUACACUUGAUUUCAGCCAUGUUCCUGCUGAACCUCACUUUCCUCACCAACCACUGGGUGGCAAAAAUUGGCAACUCUGCAGUUUGCAAGAUGAUGGCGGCUGUCAUGCAUUACUUUAUGUUGGUCACCUUCACGUGGUUCGCCAUGCAGGCCUUCCACUUCGUCCUGCACGUGCCUCGAAGGAUUAACACGCGCCACUAUGUCGUCAAAGUCGCCUUGAUCAGUUGGCUUCUUCCAAGUGUAAUUGUCAUCGUCCUGCUCAUCACUGCAAAAUAUGGCAAGCAAGUCAUCAACACUGAUGAAGCCAACGUGAACAUGUGCUGGAUAGCCGACAGCAACGUCCACAACAUCGUCAACAUAGGCUACUACGCGGUGGUCUUCCUAUUCACCUUCACCGCCUUCAUCGUCAUCUUCACGUGGCUCAUUUGCCUCAGAACCAAAGCGGGUACAACUGAGUUGAGCGGCGUUGGCAAAAGGGUCGUCACCAUCAUGGGCCUGUUUUGCAUACUGGGAAUCUCUUGGGGUUUUGCUUUCUUUGCCUAUGGCGCCUUCCAGAAGCCGGCCUACUACAUUUUCACCAUCCUCAAUUCUUUCCAAGGUUUCUUCCUGUUCAUAUACUACUACAAGACCAGGAACACGAGCAAGACCGAAGGUGGUUUGAGCGUUUUUAAUUUAAGCAGCACAAAGAACACUGUGAAUACUGCUGUGGAGGACUACCAGAACCCCUAUGAAGACAUGUCGACCAAACCCAAAAAUCUUUAA